Molecule: messenger RNA, 3768 nt
Organism: Filobasidium floriforme
Lineage: Eukaryota; Fungi; Basidiomycota; Tremellomycetes; Filobasidiales; Filobasidiaceae
Exons: 7
Coding region: 225-3620 (1131 amino acids)
Biological process (GO): protein autophosphorylation; actin cortical patch assembly; peptidyl-threonine phosphorylation
Cellular component (GO): cytoplasm
Molecular function (GO): protein serine/threonine kinase activity; ATP binding
Source: RefSeq, a predicted model, not a curated record
ACAUGCUACAUGUCCGUUCUCUAACAGUCCUCGAUAAGAGGUUGCCAAUCCUCUGCCAUUUCAGAAGUCGACUCAGAGUGAUCACCGAUUCAUCCUCUCGAUCGCGGUUCUCUUCCCCUGGUCGCGCUCAGAACUGAACCCUCGGCGAUCAACGGAUCAAAUAUCAAGUUAUCUGUUAGGUAUACCGGUGUCGAUUGCGCUGCGACGAACUUCAACGAAUCAACAUGGCAGGAUACCCCCAAGUCGUUUCCCCGCCCCCAGGGAUGAUACCCGGAGCUGUAGGAUACAGCUCGAUGUCUCCCCCACCCAUGGCAGGAUACGCGCAAGGGUACCCUCAACCAGCCGCCAUGGGCUUUGCACCCAUGCCAGCGUACGGAGUACCGCAGGGCAUGCCAGCGAUGGCUCCGAGAAAUUCUCAACAGUUUGCUACUCCGCCUCAGCACAGUCCCGUCCCAACCGGAGCUACUCAACAGAAAGGAACUCUACGGCCAGGACAGGAGAUCAGGGUCGGCAAGCAGGUCGUCGUGGUGGAAAAGUACCUGAGCGAGGGAGGAUAUGCACACGUCUACUUGACACGGUCGCAGCAACCCAUAGGUCUGAACCGGCUGACGCGGCACUGUCUCAAGCGGAUAGCUUUCCGGGAUGAUCAGGGGACGGACAUGCUCAAAGAGACGGAAAAAGAGAUUCAAGUCAUGAAAGCACUCAGAGGGAAUGAUCGUAUCGUGGAGUACCUGGAUAGCGAGAUGAAGCGCCUGGAGAGCCGGAGAGAAGGAGGCCCGGGAUGGGAGGUGUUCAUCCUGAUGGAGUUCUGCGGGGGUGGAGGAAUCAUCGAUCUGCUCAAUAAGCGGCUGAGGGAUAGACUACGGGAAGACGAGAUCCUGACCAUCUUUGCCGACGUCUGCGAGGCCGUUGCCCAUAUGCAUACGCUACCACAACCCUUGUUGCACCGCGAUCUCAAAAUUGAGAAUAUCCUCUGCACCCCAGCAAGUACGACAAACUCGUCCUCGUCAUCAGCGAUAUCGUCAUUCCGUUACAAGCUAUGCGAUUUCGGCUCGACUACCUACCCCGCUUCACAUGCACCGAGAUCGAAGCGAGAAGCGGAGGCUCUAGCUUACGACCUCAAUAGGCACACGACGUUACAAUAUCGGAGUCCGGAGAUGGUCGAGCCUCUUUUGGGAUUGCCGGUCGGGUUACCAGCGGAUGUCUGGGCCCUCGGCGUACUGCUCUAUAAACUCUGUUAUUAUACGACACCUUUCGAAGAGCACGGUCCUCUUGCUAUCGUGAACGCGAAAUACACCUUCCCGGCCUACCCGGUCUAUUCGCCUGUUUUGCAGCAUCUGAUAGCAUCUAUGCUGGUGGAGCAACCAGCUAGACGACCGACGGUAGUCGACAUCCUCACCAAGGUGCACCGCCUCAGAGGGACUCGUCCUGAUCGCGAAUACGCAAAUCCUACCCUGCAAGUCGGCUCGUCCGAAACUAACAGGACGACGCCAUCGCCUACUCCAGCUGCUCCCGCAACGGGAAAUCUGCUCGACUUCCGCUCGCAGGAAGAUGUUGCUAGCUAUCGAGCAUCUCCGAGCAGCAGCCAGACCAAUCUCGCUGCGACCAUACAGCCACAAAGACGAGGACGUCCGACAAAGACACCUGGAGCCAACUUGCCCAACACGAACCGUCAACCUGUGGCUGACAAGCCUGUGUCAGCUCAGCCAGUACCGACUUUCCGAAUACAGGUCACGGGAGACGGGCAGCAAGAGACCGCUGCCAAACCAAACUUGGCCAGCGACAUUAAGCGCUUUGCGGCGGACUUCGGGGAUUCAUUUAUGCCCGAAGCUGGUUUGAUCACUCCUGCAGCUGAUGCAAACAAAGACAGUCAGCUUGGAUUUGAUGAUGGCUUUGAUGGCAAGGCAUCAAGAGCUAUCCCCACGCCAGAACCGCUUACCUCGGCACGCACAACGUCUCCCAUCCCUACCAACAUUCAAGGCUUCUCUGGAUUCGGUGAUUCUUUCGCCCCGCCAAAACUCGGAAACGUUGGACGUCAGACUAGCUCCAAGACGAUCUCCCUGCCGGUGCCGUCCGAGAUGAAGAGCUCGUCGCCAGCAUUGUCUUCGUCUUCGGAGCAUUCGAGCGCGUUCGAAGACAGGUACCCAUCGGUCGAACAGCUCGCUGCCAGGCAAGGUUCGGGAUCGGAUGGCUUGUUGGUCAAGUCUCCGGAAACGAUGUCGAAACCUUUGCGACCUUCCUUUGGUCGUCAAGGUAGUUCCGAGGUCAAUCCGCGAGGCCUGUCUUUUCAUCAACCCAGUAUCACCGGUGGGGCCGCGGAUGACAACCAAAAGAUGCGGUUGCUCUCUAUUGACGAAGCACCUCAUGCUCGUUCGACGCACGUGACCGGUACCGCCUUUACUUCUCUGGAAGGCAAGAGCCCGGUCAGGAACACGCAACCGAGUUUCGACCUACUUGAUAGCAUCAACACGGACUUGGAUUCCUCUUCCAGGCCAUCAGCAUCUGCUCUGCCACAAAACGCAGAGGUUCGACUUGAUACCGGAUUCCAGGAAUUGACCGACUCCGAACCUUCGAAAACGACCGACGAUGGACGGCUCGGCACACCUGCUACCGAAAAGGAACCCUUGAUUUCUUCUCCUACCACGAUGGAAUCAUCAACCGGACGUCAAGGCAGUCUACCUAAAGACCUCCUGACGGGAGGUAAUAACGGCAGUUUCGACGACCACAACUAUGCGGCGCUUUUACCUUCCGGACGUGCUACAGGCAAGAAGCCCCCGCCUGUCAAUGCGAAGCCAGCGCGGUUCGGAAACCAGGUGUCAGGUGCACCUCUAUCAGCCGGUUCGCCUGUGGCACCGGGGGGACAGGGAGUGUUGGCUUCGUCUUCGAUGGCCGCUGCGUCUGAAUCGUCGAAAGCUCCGAAACCUAGACCUUUACCUAGUAAACCGGAUCAUCUGCGUCGGCCCCCUGCAUCCCCAUCCAGAUCCGGCAGUCCGCGAUUACCACCCUCGUCCUACUCUCCCGUAUCUCCUGGCCGAGUGUCCAGUCCGCCAAGCACGGCCAGGAGUGGGAACGGGAACGCGAACGCGAACGGGCCAGGUUUCGCUUCAGGCGAAUAUCCGAGCCGGCCAGCGGUCGUCUCCCGUCGAAGUUCUAUCAACGAGAUGGUCGCCAAGUACGAAUCCCUCUCUUCGCCUAGACUGGAGAACGAAGGGUUCGACCCGUCGUCGGUCCCGAGGGCGAGAGGCCAGACGGUACCUAAACCCGCACCUAAACCUGUUCAACUCAAAGUCGGCUCUCAAGGUCAAGGUCAGGGUGUAGGAGUAGAGCAGGAUACAGGGUCGGGCCUCAAUCGGAGCCGGUCAAUGUUCCUCCCCGCUGAUGCACCUCGUCGACGGUUGACCCCGGAGAUGGACCGGCCGUACGUCAGGCCAGGAAGGCCGAUCACGACUAAAGGAGAUGCCGGUGCUGGACAACCGGACCCAGAAAUGGAUGGCGGAGGGAAUAACAAGGGCGUCAAUGCGUUGAUCGCGAGAUGGAACCAGGGGACGGUACCCGCCCAGGGAACCCACCCGUCCGUGGCGAAAGCCCGAGCGCCUUUGGGUUCGGGAAGAAGGUUGUAGUAGUACGAUCGAACGUGUAGGAUAGCCACUGUCUGGUACAUAUAGUUUGUAACUUGUAGCUUGCUACCCUGCCGGAUAACCCCGUUGCACGUUGCAUGUUGUCUCCCAUUCUGUUGUACCCCUCUUUUGAUGACGAUUUCCGAUGACG